Molecule: messenger RNA, 3696 nt
Organism: Pseudoliparis swirei
Lineage: Eukaryota; Metazoa; Chordata; Actinopteri; Perciformes; Liparidae
Gene: senp1
Product: SUMO specific peptidase 1
Exons: 17
Coding region: 467-2701 (744 amino acids)
Biological process (GO): protein desumoylation
Cellular component (GO): nucleus
Molecular function (GO): deSUMOylase activity
Source: RefSeq, a predicted model, not a curated record
UUCAUCCAUGUUGUGGUUUUGAAUGAGGAAGAAGCGGGAGAUAAUAUUCUUCAACGAGUUUAUAUGCGUUUUAAAAUCACGUUAGAGACAUAUAAAUAAGUUGGGGUGUGUCUGAAAAUGAUAACCGUUUUUCCGAACGCGUUGGUUGCGACUUAUCGCAUUCCUGCUCGAAUUUAAACAUACUUCCAUAAAUUAGCCGCGUCGUAGCAACGUUAGCUAGCGAGCUAGUUAGCAUAGUGUGCUAGCUCUACAAUUAACUAAGUCUCAACAGACUAGCGAGGGGAGCUCGUUUCGUAGGAAUCUGUAAAAUGAUAACGGGGAGGAGUGUUAGCUUUUGAAAGAGCCUCAGCUAACCCGCCUCAGUUGAAUGAAGCGCGUUGGCUCCGUUAGGUUUGACAGGGAGACUGAAAGCAGCUACAGCGAUUUAUCUUCAAACCACCGGCGUUAUUUAUAAAACCUUUGAGCCAUGUUAAACAAAAUCUACGAAUGGGUAGAAACGAGCUUUGCCAAUCUUCGCAAUGGUGAGCCUGCUGUGGGGGACUCAGCACAUCGGACCCCGAGCGAUGGUCCGCUAAAGAGGAAAAGACCAGAUGAAUGUUUGGAAGAUGGACAAAACAUCAACCAAGAUGGCAUAAUCGGAAAGAAAUCUCGAAUUGGAGAUCUUAUUGACACAGUCAAGGUGGCAGCUGAAGGAGUUAAGAGUCACAGCUCCAGUGUGGCUACAUGGAUGAGAAACAAUGUGAGCCCGACCUUGAGCACUAUGCUGCCUGCCUCUCCCGGUCCUCCGCCUGGAGAGCCACAGCCCUCCACAUCAGCAGGAGUCUGGGCUGGAAUGCCGAUUGUUGAAAGGAACUGUCUGGAUGAGACGUUCGCUGCUCCCUCGACAACAUUAGAGUGGAAAACAUCCAAAUCGGAAUGGUUGCGCCAUGAGAAGAACAUGGGAUCAAAAGUCUGUCGCCGACAAGUGUGCAUGAGUCCUACACAUCGUGAAGUGCCAAAAAUAAAUGGCCAUUCAGUCAACUUGCUACCCUCCAUCACCCCAAAAUCGCACCCAUCUCCACGGCUAGGCAGGCCCCUAAACCUCCGACCAUAUGGAACACCAAGUUUUAGUGGAGUGGCAAGUAACUCUUGCACUAGUAUGUAUGAGAAGAUAUUUCCCAUCAAAGUGGUGCAGAGCCCAACACACAGCACCUCAUCUGGGCACAUGCACAAUGCCAGGCCCCGGUGCACAGCACAGCAGUCUGUUUGUGAAGAGGAGAAGGAGGUCUACAGGCAGCUUCUGACCAUGGUCUCUGGUGGUCAGUCAUCUUUCCUUCACAACGGCAGCUCACACACCAUUGUGAGGUCACACAGAGAUUUUACCAGCUUCCUGACUACCAGCCGCAGACUGCUGCAGUUAUCUUCCCCUUCUAGGUCAGCUGUAGGAGGAACUUCAGAGGGACCCAGCAGUACCCCCAGCCCCACAGGGAUGUCCAGCCAGAGCUCCAGCAACCUCCCCAGCCCAGUGUGGAAUUCCAAUAGGCCAAGGAUCCAGACGUGGUCUCUGGACACAGACCCCAGCAGAGCAGCUACUCGCACAGCAGCUCCCUCCCCAUCGGCUCUUAUCGAUAACUCUUCUCAGGACACACAAUCAUCAGGUGCAUCUCAUGAUGGUGACUCUGUAAUUAUUAUAAAUGAGAAAAGGGGUAAAAAGCAAGACCGCUCAAGUGUGCCAUGUUUCCAAGCAGAGUUAUGGAUCAAAGAAUUGACUAGUAUGUAUGACUCUCGGGCGAGAGAGAGACGGAGACAGAUUGAAGAGCAGGAGGCCCUGGCUGCUCUGCUGCUGCGACAACGCCUGUCUGAAGAGUCGCAACGCAGCCCAGAUGUGGAGGUCUAUGUUCGAGUCCCUCUGGAGAAGGAGGUUCCUUUGACUCUUGUGAUAGAAGAACUAAAGUCUUCAGUAGAGAAACCCGAAUUCCCCGAACUCACGGAGGAAAUGGAAGCUGAGGUGAACAGGGUGCUGAGAGGAGGUAACCAUGAAGUUUUAAGUGAAGGUUUUGGCCUCAGCCUCACACGCAAAGACCUGCAGACCCUCAGCAACCUCAACUGGCUCAAUGAUGAGGUGAUCAACUUUUACAUGAACCUGCUGGUGGAGCGCAGCAAGGACCCCAACCUGCCAUCGGCCAAUACCUUCAACACUUUUUUCUAUCCCAAGCUGCGCAGCAGUGGCUACACUGCUGUCCGCCGCUGGACCAAAAAGAUGGACAUCUUUUCUAAAGACAUCCUAUUGGUUCCUGUCCACUUGGGGGUGCACUGGUGCCUCUCUGUGGUGGAUUUCCGCAAAAAGGCUAUAUUGUACUUUGAUUCCAUGGGAGGAAACAAUGAUGAAGCAUGCAAAAUGUUGUUUGAUUACCUGCAACAUGAAAGUAAGGACAAGAAGGGCAAAGCACUGGAGACCUCAGGCUGGACUCUGCACAGCAAAAAGCGCAGUGAGAUCCCACAGCAGAUGAAUGGUAGCGACUGUGGAAUGUUCACAUGCAAAUAUGCAGAUUACAUCACCAAAGACAAGCCGAUCACAUUCACACAGGUAAUCAGGAACACACAUUCAUCUGCUCACCAUCUCGGCGGUGGCCUAAAAAUGUCUUGCAUGGCGUCUCUUUACUUCACAGAACCACAUGCCCUACUUCAGAAAACGGAUGGUUUGGGAGAUUCUGAAGCAUAAACUGUUGUAAACGUGUGCAGUCGGCUCUCGAUGUGGGAAAUACGAGUCGUGGCGACGGCUGAGCGCCGCUCCACCGCGGGGUCGACUCGUCGGCCUGUUUCGGGAAAGACUUGCGCACCAGAUCAGGAACCAGCUCCUCUGCCCCUGCCACCGCCAUCAGGCUCUCGGCUGACCUCGGUUGACCUCGGCUGCUGUGAUGGAGCUGGAGCUCCAAGCACUGCCUCCCAGUCCUCCCAGUCCUCGCCUCCACGUUGGGCUGUUGGAGCUUCGUUCAGUUCAGCGGCCGAGACGCUGCGUGUUUUGCAUCGCCUCGCCAGAAGCGUUUUUUUAUUCACACUUACAAACCAUACUCUGACGCAGACGUACCAAGUUUACACGUUGUUUUAGUCUUACAGGGAGAUGAGCACAUUAUGCUGCUUAUUUUUUAUAAUGACAGGACGACUUUUUAGUGUCGCUGUCAGUGUUUGAUACUUUUGGUACGUUUAAAGGAAAAUAAACUUUACCGUGAAGACUCAAGUUGGAAUGGCUUCUCGUCUUAAACGUAUUUCUCAGUAUUUGGGCACAACUGAGUUUUUUUUUAAUACACAUUUUACCUCAAACAACUAUUUUUGUAAUUCGUUUGAUUAAAAGGCCCAAAGCGUGUUCCAGCGUUGCCUCUGGUUUAUAACGGAAAGAGAACGUUCACUCUACCACAAGUAUGAUAAACGGUCCUAGUUAUAUUCUGAUAGCAGGGUAAACAAACAACUUGUUAGUAUAGAUAAGAUUGUAAUUUAUGGUUCAAAGUCUAUUUUGUGUAUUUCAGAGUUGUUUUGCAGCAACUUGAGCAUAUUCAAUAUAUUUUGAACUUUCUACAUAAACUUAUUCAGCCUUUUGAACAAUGUAAUAUACCUUUUCUUUAUGGUAUUUUUUUAUUAUCUACAAUUUAGAAAUACAUUCUUAUGUAUUUUGACUUAUUUGUAUUACCUCAAUUGGGUUUGAUAAACAUGAGAACCUGA